UCAGGGAGUUUAUAAAGGCAGUUUGUUGCUGCCUCCUGCUUAGUAAGUGGACGUUUCACAGGGACAAGAUGAUGUGGACGUCCACGCUGUUCUUGGUGCUUCUGACAGUAACUUCACAAACUUCAGCGAAGGCUAAAAACCGCUUCACUCGCUACCCAUCAUGGAACACUAAAGUGUUCCCGAUCUGGAAAGAUGGCGACCCGAGAUUUCAAAACUCCUGGCAAGGUGGAAGAGUGAUCUUCAAUGUUGGGAAUGAUUCACCAACUCUGACUGGAGCCAAAGUCACCUUUACCAUUGACCUACAGUUUCCCCACAACCAAAAGGUGCUGCCUGACGGAAAUGUGGUCUGGGCUGAAGACUGUGUAGUCAAUGGAACAAAGUACUUUAAGUCAGAGCCAGUUUACUCAACAAAGGACAUAGCUGUUUUUCCCGAUGGGACACCAGUAAAGGAUGACAAAAAGCCAGCCUACGUGUUUGUGUGGAAGACAUGGGGUCAGUACUGGCAGGUAGCAGAUGGGCCCUCCUCUUCUCUGACUAUUAGUACAGAUGACAUCCCACUGGGCUCCUACACCAUGGACAUUGUCAUCUAUCACUCCCGGAGCAAGGAAAAAUUUAUUCCUUUAGGAUAUGCCUCUACACAGUUUUCCAUCACUGAUCAAAUCCCCUUUGCCAUUGCCCUGGACCAAGUCAACGACUUCGUGGCUGGGGACAUGCGCUUCGUGCAGAACAGAGCGAUCGCCUUCACCGUGACCCUCCACGACCCCAGCGAGUACCUCAGCAACGCGGACGUCACCUUCAACUGGGACUUUGGGGAUGAAAGUGGAGCCCUCAUAUCCAGAGAGCUGACUGUCACUCACACAUAUGUUAGCUCUGGCUCAUUCAAACCCCAGGUGGUCAUCCAGGCGGUCAUACCUGAUAAGGCCUGCGACCCACCGUCCAACACCCCAAACUCUACCCCUGGGUCACCUGCAGAUCAGGCCACCACAGUGAAAGGUCCUGCUCUGGUGUCUGCUGUUCCCAUAGUGAUCUCCACCAAGCCAGCUCAUUUGAAUAUCAACAUGGUUCCCUCAGACACUGAGGAGGACAACGCUGAGAGCGAAGCCUCCACUGCCUCCAUCAUUCAGCCCCUCCAGGAAGCGGCCACAAUGGCAAAGACUCCAUCCCUUAUGAACAAGCUGCCGGCUGCCAAUGAGAUGACAGGAAAUGCAAAGAGAACAGUGAGGCUAUCAGGGCGAGCUGCAGCCUUUCUUGUUGCUAAGAGAGACGCAGAAGAUAAACCAUCUGAUGAUGACUGCGUGAUAUAUAGAUAUGGUUCCUUCUGCACUGGCAUUGAAGUCUUUGAGGGCAUUGAAAAAGUAGAGAUUGUGCAAAUGGAAAACGUUCUGAUGACAACACCUCAAAAAGACAGAAAUGUUUUAGACAUAACUGUGACCUGCCAAGGAAGCCUUCCCAAAGAGGUUUGCAGUGUGAUUCUGGAUUCAAAAUGUCUGAAGCCUAUUCACAUGGCGUGCAACAUGGUAGAGCCCUCCAAAGAGUGCCAGUUGGUGUUGCGUCAUUUCUUUAAUUCCUCUGGGGUCUACUGCAUCAACAUUUCCAUGGCAAAUGAUGUCAGUUUAGCUGCCACCACUGCCAAAUUCACUGUAGACAUGGGCUCAGGUCUGUCUUCCUCCGGCACCAUCGUCAUGUUGUUGGGUGUCCUGGUACUCAUUCUUGCAGUGGGAAUCGUCGGAUACUCCUACAAGCGUCUUAAACCCUACCGUCCUUUGACGGAAGACAAAGUUGCAUCUGAAGGCCCACAGCUUAGUGGGGUCUGCGGCUCCUCUGCAGCUUCGAUACUCUGGAAGUCCCUGAACAGACGAGGAGCCAUCGACAACAGCCCUCUGCUGCAGGACAGGCCGCUGUAAAUCCCCAGCAUCACACAAUCAAAUACAGAGCGUGGCCCCUGGGAUGCUUUUUAUACUUGUUUUCUAAAUAAAGGCCUCACAAAUACGUAUUACAUAGUGUUAAAAUUAAAUAGUGUCUUUAGAUUGUGCUUUAGGUGUGCUGAUUCUUUUUUUUUUUUUUUACUUUCUUGAAGCAAGUUUGAACACAAACUCUAGGAUUUGUACAAAUCUGGAUUUGGAUGUUUUUCAAAUAAAUGUUUUAAAUAUUUCA
Girardinichthys multiradiatus is the source of this 2154-nucleotide messenger RNA. RefSeq names its product premelanosome protein b (gene pmelb). The transcript is spliced from 12 exons. Gene Ontology annotation, biological process: melanosome organization. The record is from RefSeq and is a predicted model, not a curated record. Bases 69 to 1904 code for a protein of 611 amino acids. NCBI's taxonomy places the organism in Eukaryota, Metazoa, Chordata, Actinopteri, Cyprinodontiformes, Goodeidae. Gene Ontology annotation, cellular component: melanosome.